AUGGAGGACAUUAACUCGAAUAUCAACGCCGACUUGGAGGUGCGGAAGCUCCAGGACUUGGUCAAGCAGCUGGAGAAGCAGAACGAGCAGCUCCGAGGUCGUUCGGCGAUGAUGUCGGCGGCCCACCACCGACCCCACAGCGCCGGCUACGAGUCCCUGUCGUCGUCGUCGUCCUCGCUGUUAUCGGGGGGCGACAUGGCCCCCGGGGUGGGGUUCGGCUACAGCGACCUGUUGCAGAACCGUCGCUGCCGGAGCCCACGGCUCUCCUACGACGGCGUCAGCUUUCGGAGGCCGUUCGAAGGCGAGGGCGCCUCGGCAGCCACCUCCGGCUCGGCCCGGAACUCGCGCUGUUCGGAAGACGACAACGACGACCGCGAGACCUCCAUCCUGGAUCAAGUGGACGUUCUGAACCUGGAGGACAUGGACUGUCUGCACGAAGACGACGACAGCUGGCUGUAUGAGGCCAAGCUGAACAGCCCCCUUCAAAAGGCGCUGAGCCCCAUGGUGUGGUGCCGCCAGGCUCUGGACAACCCCAGUCCGGACAUGGAGCUAGCUAAGCGUUCCCUCAUCCACAGACUGGAUCUCACGAUGUCAGCAAACAAGCGCCGCAGCCUGUACGGGAGCUGCUACAACCAGCAGGGGAGUUACGGAAGCCCGUACAGCCCCAAUGCUGCCAACAGUCCCUACAGCAGCGGUUUCAACUCCCCAUGCUCCACACCCAGCAAGGUGCCCGUCGUCAGACAGCCACUAAUGCCUGGUAACGCAGCCCACCAGCGCAACAUGGCGACGGAAAGAAACCCGCCCGCCAUCAGCCCACAGUCAUCGGCCGACAGCGAGCUGAGCACUUCGGAAAUGGACGACGACUCGGUGGGCUCUUCCACCACCUACAAGCUCAACAACGUCAAUGACGUGCAGAUUCUGGCACGCAUGCAGGAAGAGAGUCUGAGACAGGACUACGCCGCCUCAGCCUCCCGCCGUAGCUCGGGUUCGUCCUGCCACUCGCUACGUCGCGGCGGCUUCAGCGACCAGGAGCUGGACGCGCACAGUUUGGAAGACGACGAAGAAGCGGCAGCGCACCCUGCUUUCCGUCUGCCCGUCAGCCGCUUCAGUCCAUCACCACGACAUUCGCCGCGAGCAUCUCCGCGCGACUCUCCGCGAUCGCGCUCCCCGGACUACGGCCGCGCCUCGCCGCAGCCCACCGUCGGACGCCUUCAGCAGCCGCGUCGCUCAUUGCAAGGCCACACCGGGCAGACUGACACGGUCAAAAACGAAGAAAAGCUGCGUCGUAGUCUCCCCAACCUCACACGCUCCAACGCCACAGAGACCAUCAAGAACAACCGAGGAUGCGAAUCCAACAUUCAGAUGCCAAAUGGAGGCUCGCCCAGACACUACAGCCAAUCAGCUCCAGCACCUCAGAUCCCGAGACACUCCACCCCCAAAACCCAACAGCACCUCCAAAGCCCGACGGCCCGGCGAGUACCGCUCUCGUGUUGCUUCGGCGAUGAAGGUGACUUCAUUCCGCCAUCAAGCAAGCUGCGAACACCGGCCGCACCCUCGCCACUGGCCUUGAGGCAGCCCGUCAAAACCGCCGUGGGCGCCAACCCCGUCGCCACACCAGGGCGCUCGCUGGUUCCGCCCCGUAGUGGCCUGCCCCGCCCCAGUGCCCCGGCGGGCAGUGGAGCAGGAGGGGGCAUCCCUUUACCUCGCAGCAAGUUGGCACAGCCUGUGCGAAGAAGUCUACCGGCUCCUCGCGUCUACAGCGGCACCAGAGACAACCUGAGGGAAAGCUACUAG
Molecule: messenger RNA, 1794 nt
Organism: Nerophis lumbriciformis (worm pipefish)
Lineage: Eukaryota; Metazoa; Chordata; Actinopteri; Syngnathiformes; Syngnathidae
Source: RefSeq, a predicted model, not a curated record